This is a messenger RNA of Budorcas taxicolor (takin), 8336 nucleotides long. It is a transcript of the gene FYCO1, whose product is annotated as FYVE and coiled-coil domain autophagy adaptor 1. Gene Ontology annotation, molecular function: metal ion binding. The coding region runs from base 308 to 4624 and encodes 1438 amino acids. The record is from RefSeq and is a predicted model, not a curated record. Gene Ontology annotation, cellular component: lysosome; late endosome; autophagosome. The transcript is spliced from 18 exons. NCBI's taxonomy places the organism in Eukaryota, Metazoa, Chordata, Mammalia, Artiodactyla, Bovidae. Gene Ontology annotation, biological process: plus-end-directed vesicle transport along microtubule; positive regulation of autophagosome maturation.
GACAUCCCUUCAGCAGCUGCCCAAGUAGCGCUGGUAACUCGGGACUCACCAGCCGUGAGAGGACUAGCCACGCUUAAAAUAGACACAUCCCUUGGCUGUGCAGGCCCCCGGUAGCCCCUGGUGUCUACCCUCCCCGGCUGAGACGGACGCUGAGCGGCUGGAGGCCACAGACCUCCCCGAGAGGCAAGCCAGGCUCUCCUUGGUCCAGAAGCCCUGAGGGUGCCACCAUGGAGUCUGACCGCUGCUGAGCAGCCCCAGGCAGGAAGCGCGCAGCCAAGAAAGGUGGCCCCAGACGGUCACGGCCACCAUGGCGUCCACCAGCGGCGAGAGCCAGCUGCAGAGAAUCAUCCGCGAUUUACAAGAUGCUGUGACAGAACUAAGCAGAGAAUCUAAGGAAGCAGGGGAACCCAUCACAGAUGACAGCACCAACUUGCAUAAGUUUUCUUAUAAACUUGAGUACCUCCUCCAAUUUGAUCAGAAAGAGAAGGCCACCCUCCUGGGCAACAAGAAGGACUACUGGGAUUACUUCUGUGCCUGCCUGGCCAAGGUGAAGGGUGCAAACGAUGGGAUCCGAUUCGUCAAGUCCAUCUCGGAGCUCCGAACAUCUCUUGGAAAAGGAAGGGCAUUUAUUCGCUACUCCUUGGUGCACCAGAGGUUGGCUGACACUUUACAGCAGUGCUUCAUGAACACCAAAGUGACCAGUGACUGGUACUAUGCAAGGAGCCCCUUUCUGAAGCCAAAGCUGAGCUCUGACAUCGUGGGCCAACUCUACGAGCUGACUGACGUCCAGUUUGACCUGGCAUCGAGGGGCUAUGACCUGGAUGCUGCCUGGCCAACGUUUGCUAGGAGGACCCUGGCCACCAGCUCUUCCGCUUACCUGUGGAGACCACCCAGCCGAAGCUCAAGCAUGAGCAGUUUGGUGAGCAGCUACCUGCAGACUCAGGAGAUGGCCUCCAGCCUGGACCUGAGCAACCCCUUAAACAGCGAGUCCCUGGAGGGCUUUGACGAGAUGCGGCUGGAGCUGGACCAGCUGGAGGUGCGGGAGAAGCAGUUGCAGGAGCGGAUGCAGCAGCUGGACAGAGAGAACCAGGAGCUGAGGGCGGCCAUCAGCCUGCAGGGAGAGCAGCUACAGGUGGAGAGGGAGAGGGGCCGCGCCACUGCCGAGGACAACAGUCGCCUCGCGGACACGGUGGCCGCGCUCCAGAAGCAGUGGGAAGUCACCCAGGCCACGCAGAACACCAUGGUGGAGCUGCACACGUGCCUGCAGGCCCUGAAGCUGGGGGCUGCGGAGAAGGAGGAGGAUUACUGCUCGGCCCUGCGGCGGCUGGAGUCCUUGCUGAAGCCCCUGGCUCAGGAGCUCGAGGCCACCCAUGACUCCCCGCGCAGGAGGGACCAGGACAUCCCUGCGGCCGAUGUCCUGGAGCAGCCGGCCGCAGCCGAGAAGACGGCCGCUACGGCUCUGGAUGCCAAGGAGAGGGAAGAGCGCGCCUCCAGUGACUCGGCCCUGGAGACCCAGGAGCUGGCGGUGAGGCUCCAAGCCCUGGAAAGCGAGAAUCCCCGCGUCCAGGAGCUCAGCGGGCAGCAGGCAGCGCAGCUGGAUCUGCUGGCUGGGGAACUGCAGCUGAAGGAGGAGGCUGGGGCCUGCCUGGAGCGCCUGGUGGAGGAGACGGCCCUGCUGCGGGAAGAGCUGUCCCGCAAGGGGCAGGAGGCAGCCCAGCUCCGGCGCCAGCUGCAGGAGUCUCUGGGCCACUUGGGCUCCCUGGAGGAGGAGCUCGCACAGGCGAGGCGUGAGGCGCGGCGGUGGCUGGAGGAGAAGGAGCUGCUGGAACAGGAGGCCCGCUCACUGACACGGCAGCUGCAGCUCCUGGAGACCCAGCUGGCCCAGGUGAGCCAGCACGUGAGUGACCUGGAGGAGCAGAAGAAGCAGCUCAUCCAGGACCGGGACCACCUCAGCCAGAAGGUGGGAACACUGGAGCGACUUGCUGCACAGCCAGGUCCAGCUCUGCCCGGCGCCGCUGGGAUGCUUGAAGCUCCGAACUCUGCCCCACAGCAGGCCUGCGAGACACCAGAGGAGAAACAGCAGGGCCUGCGGGAGGGACAGACAGACGAUCCCAGGGUGCACAGGGCCGGCCAGGAGGACCAGCUCCAGCAGGCCCACAGGGAGCUGGAGAAGGAGCUGCAGAAUAUAGCUGAGCGCAACCACAUUCUGGAGGAGAAACUUCAGGCCCUGCAGGCUGAUUACCAAGCGCUGCAGCAGCGGGAGGCGGCCAGCCAGGGCUCCCUGGGCUCUCUGGAGUCAGAGCAGACGGAGGCAAUCCUGCGGGCCCACAUGGCAGAGAAGGAGGCUGCCCUGCGGAGCAAGGAGGCCGAGACCCGGGACGGGGAGCUCCAAGCUCUUGAGGGCCAGUGCCAGCAGCAGACCCAGCUGACUGAGACCCUCAGGGCAGACGGAGGCCAACAGGGUCUCAGCCCCCCUGAAGACCAUGCGCUGCAGGAGCUGGCCGCCCAGCUGGCCCUGUCUCAGGCGCAGCUGGAGAUCCAUCACGGGGAGGCCCGGCGACUCCAGGCCACGGUGGUGGAGCUCCAGGCCAAGCUGCAGGCCGCCCUGGGGGACCAGGAGAAGGUGAAGAGCCAGCUGAGCGUAGCUGAGGCUGCUCUGACAGAGCACAAGGCCCUCGUGCAGCGACUGAAGGAGCAGAACGAGGCCCUCAACAGGGCCCACGUCCAGGAGCUGCUGCAGUGCUCGGAGCGUGAAGGGGCGCUGAGGGAGGAGAGGGCCGAAGAGGCAGAGCGGAGGGAGGAGGAGCUCCAGAUCCUGCGGGAGGAGCUGUCCCGGGCCAGGUGCAGCUCCGAGGAGGCCCAUCUGGAGCACGCCGAGCUGCAGGAGCAGCUGCACCGCGCCAACACAGACACGGCGGAGCUCGGCAUCCAGGUCUGUGCGCUGACUGUGGAGAAAGAGCGGGUGGAGGGGGUGCUGGCCCACACUAUUCAGGAGCUUCAGGAGGCCAAAGAGGCAGCCUCCAGGGAGCGGGAGGGCCUGGAGCACCAAGUGGCAGGGCUGCGGCGAGAGAAGGAGAGCCUGCAGGAGCAGCUGAGGGCGGCUGAGGAGACAGCUGGCUCGCUUCCUGGCCUGCAGGCCCGGCUGGCCCAGGCUGAACAGCACGCCCAGAGCCUCCAGGAGGCCUCACGCCAGGAGCUCGACACCCUCAAGUUCCAGCUGAGCACCGAGAUCAUGGACUACCAGGGAAGACUGAAGACCUCCAGUGAAGAAUGCAAGAACCUCAGGGGCCAGCUGGAGGAGCAGGGUCGGGAGCUGCAGGCCACCAAGGAGGCCGAGGGGAAGCUGAAGGCUGCCCAGGCGGAUGUGCAGGAGAAACUGAGCUGCACCAGCAAGCACCUUGCCGAGUGCCAGGCUGCCAUGCUGAGGAAGGACGAGGAGGGGGCCACCCUGCGCCAAGACUUGGACAGGACCCAGAAGGAACUUGAAAGAGCCACCACAAAGGCCCAGGAAUAUUACAACAGACUCUGCCAGGAGGCGGCAGACAGGGAGAAGAACGACCAGAAGAUGCUCGCUGACCUGGAUGACCUGAACAGAACCAAGAAGUACCUGGAGGAGCGGCUGAUAGAGCUGCUCAGGGACAAGGAUGCUCUCUGGCAGAAGUCAGAUGCCCUGGAAUUCCAGCAGAAGCUCAGUGCUGAGGAGAGAUGGCCCGGGGACACGGAGGUGAACCACUGCCUCGACUGCAAGCGGGAGUUCAGCUGGAUGGUGCGGAGGCACCACUGCAGGGUAUGCGGCCGCACCUUCUGUUACUACUGCUGCAACAACUACGCCGUGAGCAAGCACAGCGGCAGGAAGGAGCGCUGCUGCCGGGCCUGCUUCCGGAAGCUGAGCGAGAGCCCCGGGUCUCCCAGCAGCAGCAGCUCAGGCACCAGCCAGGAGGAGCCCAGCCCCACGCGAUCCCCAGCCCAGGCCACCGGAGGCCAAGGUGCAAACACAGACUGCCGGCCGCCGGAUGACGCCGUGUUUGACAUCAUCACAGACGAGGAGUUAUGCCAGAUACAGGAGUCCGGCCCCUCCUUGCCUGAAACACCUACUGAGACUGAUUCUCUUGACCCAAAUGUGGCCGAACAGGACACCACGUCCACCUCGCUCACCCCUGAGGAUGCUGAAGACAUGCCCGUGGGGCAGGAUUCUGAAAUCUGCUUGCUGAAGUCGGGAGAACUGAUGAUAAAAUUACCCCUCACGGUGGAAGAGAUCACCAACUUCGGGGAGGGCAGCAGGGAGCUGUUUGUGAGGUCCAGUACCUACAGCCUCAUCCCCAUCACCGUGGCCGAGGCAGGCCUCACCAUCAGCUGGGUCUUCUCCUCCGACCCCAAGAGUAUCUCCUUCAGCGUGGUCUUCCAGGAGGCCGAGGACACGCCGCUGGAUCAGUGUAAGGUGCUCAUUCCCACCACCCGCUGCAAUUCCCACAAGGAGAACAUCCAGGGCCAGCUCAAGGUCCGCACACCAGGCAUCUACCUACUCAUCUUCGACAACACCUUUUCCAGAUUCGUCUCCAAGAAAGUCUUCUAUCACUUAACUGUUGACCGGCCUGUGAUCUACGAUGGAAGUGAUUUCCCGUAACCUCAAGUACCUGGAUUUUGCUAGUUUCACAUUACCCACAGGAAACACUACUCCUCCUCACUUGUCACGUAAAGCACCUAAAAAACCCAGAAAACAAAAAAUAGCUGCUCUGAAGCUAUCAGUAUCCACUAUGCAACUUUAGGAGAUGGCCCCUUGGCUGCUCAUCAGAGCCGCGUUGCUCCGAGUGCCGUGUACUCAGCGCUGCACACCACUCUUAGCCCAUGGCUCGUAAGGGCUCAAGUGACGUUUUCCACUGUCCUCACACCCGGAGGGAUGCUAUGCCAAAGGUUUAAACACUCAGGAGAUCAUUGGCCUCUCCAGGGGGGCGCAGUUGGCUCCAGGCCUCCUGUGAAGAGUUUCCUGGGUCAGAAGGGUCCCGACUUCCGCCCGUGGAGAGACACAGCCCCCCUGUGCCCAGCCAGGCAUCACAGGUGACCAUGAGCUGGAAGGCCUGGCCAGACCCUGUGGGGCCCUCGAGUCCUCCCUGGGAAAGGACGUCAGGGCACCUAGGGGCCCGCCUGAGAUCCCAUCCAGCUUCCUCCAUCAUGCUCCUGUCCCCUCCUGCCCGGGGAGUGCAGGGCUGCUCAGAGGGGCCGCCAGCUGCACUUUUCUCCUGGCCCUUCUAUCUGGGCAAGUCUGUCCUAGAGCAAAGCCCUCCCCUCAGCUGGGCCUCUCAACAGCUCAAAAUACGACCCUAAGAAUCAGAAGUGAAGCUAAUCCAGGAAACAGAACCCACCUAUUGAGGGCCUGCAGUGCAAUCUACGUCCAGAUGGCCAGAGCCCAGAUGCUGGGUAACAUCCACACCAUGACCAAAAGGCUGGACACAUCAGCCUGUGGGGCUCACUUCUCAGCCUGUCUUUGUUUAUAUUGACAAGAGCUUCUGCAGAUACGUUUACUAAUGAUCAUAGUCAGGGUAGGAACCACUUUUAGAAGUCGAGGGCUUCUUAAGAGAAGUCUUUGCUAACUCAAGUAUAAACGGGCAUAAUUCAUGAAUCGGCUCUUUGCUCACCUCUCGGUCCCUCCUCCCCACCUGCCUAGGUUCCCCGCACCCCUUUUGCCCACUUCCUGCUGCUCAGCCUGCAGCUGACACCUGGGAGCAAAUGAAUCCUCUGUCCUUUUCCGGGACAAGAAGCAGAUGAUCUUCCUGUUCUCUGUGGCCCUUUUCUCCCACCACAGAGAGCUCACCUUUGACGGCCUCUCUGUGCCCUGUUCACAGGGCACUUGGGACCCAGGUCCUUCCGCAGUGAGCAGAGAUCUGACCAAGCAGCCCACCUUAGCUGUGGUCAGGGGAGAGGGUAUCUGGCAAGGCGACUGCGGGUCCGAAUACCCCGCCAGCCCUUCAGCUGGCCCGGUGACUAAGCCGAGUCACACCACAUCGAAGCUUCAUCUCAUCAUUCACGAGCCUGAUCUGACUGGUUUUGGGAACUGACGAAUGGGUCAAGAAUCCUUGGCCAGGUUCAGUUCAGACCCCAUACCCCCCAGGCGCCAGCAGAGGUAAGAGGAAAUGACUUUAGCAGUGGACUCAGAACUUCCAUUUAAACAGGAGACAUAGGCACUUCCAGGCACUUUAAGUGGGGCUUGAGACAUGGUGAACAGAACCUUCCAGAAAAGAGCUGGCCCUCUCAUGCGCUCUUUCCUGGGAGCAGCCGCCUGUGGCAGAAAGCCGAGAGUCUCUAGCAUCUCAUUGAGCAAGGUCUUGAUGGUGCUUAGCACCAAAACAGAAAUGGCCAGGCGCCCAGAGACUUCCUAGACUUAAUGCUUGUCCUUACAGGGUGCCGCACUGCUUGAAAGCAAACUACCCUGCCUUUAAAUCCAUCUCCCCCUUGAAGAGGAUAACCAGAUGUAGCUGGCUCACCACUUGAGAGAAACAAAAGACCCUGAAGCAUCUGGAAUCUCGGUUUGAGUGCUUAGCUUUCCCAGGAUACCCUGGAGACAUGGCCAAGCAGGCGGCCCUCUUGGCCCUCAUCUCACCACUAUCACCUGCAGCUCGAAUCUGCAUUUCUCGAGUAGCUGAUGUGUUUCCUGCCGAAGGCCUGAAACAUUCCAUCUGAGGCUUGUUCUGAACCUCUGUGACACGACCCAGCAGGGGACCAACUGCAGCUUAAAAAAAUCCCGUGGCUCUUGUGAAGCCAACCCAGAGGCACUGCUGCAGGAGCCCGCGGGCCCCUUGUGCCAGCGCUGCAGACAGUGAUGGCAGUGAGCGCAAAAGCCUUCGCCUGCCCAGCGCGGCCCCACCCUGCCGCUGCAGCGCAGUUAUUUUUUUGUGCUGAAUGGACUCUUGUUCUUCGUUAGUUUGCUGUGGGAGCUCGGGUUUGAUGUGCAGCUAGAGUUCAUCUUGGCAUAUUUAAGUAUGGCUUGUAUAAACUGCUUUCUUAUUUUAAACAAGUCCCCAACUUUACUGAAGUUUGGGGGUUGAGGUAUUCUUUUUACUGCAAACAAUAAUGAAAAACAGCUAUUGAAAGUGGUGGCCCCAGCCAGUAGACUGAAUUAACACUAAAAGUCAACAAGUAGGAAACAUUCUUGGGAUCCCAGAUCACUAUCUUAAAAAAAAAAGAAAAAUCCCCCAGCAGCCUCUUUGGGGGCUGGCCAAGCUCUCUGAAUAACUUGCUGUUUAGUAUUGAUUAGUACCAGCCGCCUUGCUCACCAAUGCCUUGGAAGCCACUGAUCACCCUCGCCCGGGAACACGGCCUCUGUCAGGCACCCUCAUCCAUCGCCAGCAAGCAUGUUUGGGAGAAAGCGUAGCCCCUGCAGAGCACUUCUGGCUGGAGCCCACCUACUCCACAUCCGCUGGACCAAGAGCAGGCAAGGAAAUUCUCAAACAGGAAUCUGGAACUGAAACACUACAUCGGGUCUGAAAAGUAUGAAUGCACAGCCACACUAGAUAAAUCAGAGAUAAAGGAGAUGGUUUUUUAAAAUUAUUUUCAGUUGUCACUCACCUUCAGUGGUGAAGCCGUUCCAGACUCAUCUGAAAAGAAAUCCCCAUUUGGGGAUGAAAUCUCAGAGUCUGUGUUUUAUCAUUCUGGUUAGCUGUCCACCAUACGUUUUUAUAGGAGUUUCAGUUUUAGAAGCCCAUCUUGGUGACUCCACCUUGGAGAAUCCCAACCUCAGCUCAGAGGUGUUGAGAAUGAGGGCAGAGCUACCCUCUGCAACGCUCAGAAUCAAGGGUCACCCAGCACAGAGAAUGUAGAGCCAGCCAUCUACGUUUACAAAACACUUACCCAAAAGGUUCUUCUCAGUGGAACCCUGGGUGAAUUUUUCUCUGUUGUGGUGCUUCCAAGGAAACAAAGACAGUUAAUAAUGCCUUUUCUCUCUUAAGCACUUUUUCAAAAUAACAGUACAUCUUUAAAUUUGAGGAGGCAUUUCUGACAAAAAGACUUCUCAGAACCUGAGGACAAGGGCUGUCCAGAGAUGCUCCUGUCCCCCCAUGGCUGCAGAGCAACAGUGAAGCCUCAGUUGGGUGGCUUCCAAAUCAGAAUUGCACUUUAAUAGACCAAUCCUCAAUGCUCGCGGCCUUACGGGGUAGUGAGUCUGAGAACCUAACUUUUUUAUCUGCCAAAGAAUUACCAGAAGCACAUCAAAUGCCAACUCUCCACCUGCCCAGUGGGGGUGAGGAACUUUUGUAUCCCAAAACAUAGUCCGUAUAGCAUCUGCUGCACCAUUUGGGAAUGUCUUAUUUUUAAUCUCAGGAUUUAAAUAAACACUAUGACAUUGA